AUGAUCAGCCUUGCAGCGCUUCUGCGGGAGCGGGGAAAGCUGGCUGAGGCGGAGGCCCUCAACCGCCGAGCUCUUGCAGGGCACGAAGCGCACCUCGGUGCGAAUCACCCAGGGACGCUCACCUCCAUGAACAUCCUGGCGCUGCUUCUGCGGCAGCAGGGGAAGCUGGCUGAGGCGGAGGAGCUGCAGCGCAAAGCCCUCGCGGGGCGAGAAACACAACUCGGUGCCGACCAUCCCGAGACGCUGACGUCGAUCAGUCACCUUGCUGUUGUCCUGCAGCAGAAGGGAAAGCUAGAUGAGGCGGAGGAGCUGCAGCGCACAGCCCUCGCGGGGCGAGAAACACAACUCGGUGCCGACCAUCCCAAGACGCUUGAGUCGAUCAGUCACCUUGCUGUUGUCCUGGAAGAGCAGGGAAAGCUAGAUGAGGCGGAGGAGCUGCAGCGCAAAGCCCUCGCGGGGCGAGAAACACAACUCGGUGCCGACCAUCCCGAGACGCUGCAGUCGAUCAGUCACCUUGCUGUUGUCCUGGAAAAGCUGGGAAAGCUAGAUGAGGCAGAAGGUCUCUACCGCCGAGCCUUGGAAGGCCAAGAGUCCCAAUUGGGACCUCAACAUCCGGACACGCUCGUCUCGGUUAACAACUUGGCCAUGCUCUUGGAGAGGCAAGGCAAGUUGGAGGAGGCGGAGGAGCUCCAUCGCAGGGUCUUGACGGGACGGGAAGAUCAGCUGGGCCCCGUGCAUCCGGACACCCUCACCUCCGUGUGGAAUUUGGCACAUCUUCUGGAGGACAAAGGCUCCGUCACAGAGGCAGGGCAACUCUAUCUCCGCGAGCUGCGCGGCCUGGAGGAGCUGCAUGGUCCGGAGCACGAAAAGACCCGAGGGCGUCGCCGCAACCUGGAGCGAUUCCAACGACAGCACGGGCCAAUUGAUUAA
Cladocopium goreaui is the source of this 930-nucleotide messenger RNA. NCBI's taxonomy places the organism in Eukaryota, Dinophyceae, Suessiales, Symbiodiniaceae. The record is from the annotation of a GenBank genome assembly.